Molecule: messenger RNA, 630 nt
Organism: Cooperia oncophora
Lineage: Eukaryota; Metazoa; Nematoda; Chromadorea; Rhabditida; Trichostrongylidae
Source: the annotation of a GenBank genome assembly
AUGAAGGCACUGGACAAGUACCUGAACCAAGCCCAGAGCCAUCUGAAGGCGCUGGAGAACCUGAGCCAACCCAAGAUCCAUAUGAAGGCACUGGACAAGUACCUGAUCACAGCCAAGAGCCAUCUGAAGGCGCUGGAGAACCUGAGCCAACCCAAGAUCCAUAUGAGGGCACUGGACAAAUACCUGAUUACAGCCAAGAUCCAUCCGAAGGCACCGAACAAGCAACUGAGCCAACCCAAGAUCCAUAUGAGGGCACUGGACAAAUACCUGAUUACAGCCAAGAUCCAUCCGAAGGCACCGAACAAGCAACUGAGCCUACCCAAGAUCCAUAUGAAGGCACUGGACAAGUACCUGAUUACAGCCAAGAUCCAUCCGAAGGCACUGAACAAGCACCUGAGCCUAACCCAAGAUCCAUAUGAGGGCACUGGACAAGUACCUGAUUACAGCCAAGAUCCAUCCGAAGGCACCGAACAAGCAACUGAGCCUACCCAAGAUCCAUAUGAAGGCACUGGACAAAUACCUGAUUACAGCCAAGAUCCAUCCGAAGGCACCGAACAAGCAACUGAGCCAACCCAAGAUCCAUAUGAGGGCACUGGACAAGUACCUGAUUCGGGCCCAAAGCUAUAUUGA